Molecule: messenger RNA, 2365 nt
Organism: Macadamia integrifolia
Lineage: Eukaryota; Viridiplantae; Streptophyta; Magnoliopsida; Proteales; Proteaceae
Product: SCF E3 ubiquitin ligase complex F-box protein grrA-like
Exons: 1
Coding region: 1188-2276 (362 amino acids)
Biological process (GO): SCF-dependent proteasomal ubiquitin-dependent protein catabolic process
Cellular component (GO): SCF ubiquitin ligase complex
Molecular function (GO): protein binding
Source: RefSeq, a predicted model, not a curated record
UGGGAAAGCACCUGUCUCAUUUUUCUUCUCCUCAUCUCCUUCUUCUUCUCCUCCUUCGCUUCUUCUUCUGUCUUUUUCUUUUUUUUGGAAACCGCUUCUUACUCUGUCUCCUUCUUCUCCUCCUUAGCUUCUUCCUUUAUCUCAUAAUAUAUGAAACCCUAAACUUGAACAUCUGCAACUAAAUGAAGAAAGGUAAGUAAUCGGCUCUGAACUCAGAAAUUAGUAGCCUUGAACUCCAAUCAUUUGCAACAGAAGAAACAAGGGAUGAAAUCGGCUUUAAACUAGAACUCCGAUCAUUUCAAUCUUUCAUUCUUUCCCUCUUUCCCUCUUUCCUUCUUUCCUUCUUUCCUUCUUUCCAUCUCUCCUCUCCAACCAUACGUUGCUUCUCACUUUAUCUCAUCUUUCAUCUUUAUUUUUCUUGUCUUUCACCUAACAUGUGGGUUCAUGACAACAAUCUCACCCCCAAUUCCCCUUUAAACAAACGGCCCUCAAUGUUUGAAUCGUUGUUGUUAUGUAACAAUGCCAAACACAGCUUUUUAUAUCAUUUUAUCAAACGCAUGCACCGACUCACUCUUUCUUCGUCACUAGAAGGCAAAAUCAGAAACCUUUAUCUCACACCGCUGAUCACGCCUGUGAGCUUCCCAAGUGACAAUGACUUGUCAAAGACUUCAGUCAAAGAAAGAGAGGGAGAGAGCAAGAUGCCAAAGGGGACACAUUUGUAAAUGAAGGGAAACAAAUACAUAAGGGCAUUUCGUCUUUGUUUCUGAAGCUUCUUCUGAUUUCGUCCUCACAACCACCGGAAGGGAACCCUUGAUCUGAUCUGCAACCUCUCUUUAAUCUCGUCUUAUCGAUCUCAUCGUGAUCUGCUUCUCUUUUUCGCUUUUCUGUAUCAAUGGGUUUGCUAUAAUUAGUUUGGUGGAUGAUUCUACCUCACCGGACUUGUUACAGGUAAUCAGAUCUUCUUCUCCCUCUGCAUCAACUCUUUCUUAAAUCUUAAUGGGGUCAUCAAGUUCCAGGGUUUCGAUUUCUUAGUUAGGAAACUUUGUUCUUUCUCUGGAACAUCAACAUCCUCUGAUAUUACCGUAGAUGGAAGUAUUGAUGGUGACAUUUUGGGUAGCUACGAUCCAUUGACAGAGAAACAGAAAACAAAUCCCUCUCGAGGAAUUAGGGUUUUUUGUACUCCAUUUAUGGAAGCUUUUGGGGAUGAUGAAUUAGGGCUAGUUCUUAAGAGGGUUAUUGAUCGAAAUGACAGGAAAUCUUGUGCUCAGGUUUGUAAUCAGUGGUUGAGGGUAGAGGGCUUAACUCGUUUGGCUUUACGGAUCUUAGAACCUGAACUCCUCCGUAAAUUCUUGCCGAGGUUCCCUAACUUGAUUACUUUGGAAGCAGCUGGAGAGAUCACUAAUUCUGACCUUGAAUUAAUAGCCGAAACGUGUCCUGAUCUUCGGUUGCUCAAUCUCAAUCUUCGUCAAACGCAGAGGGUUCUCGAUGAGUUCGAGGAAUUGGGUCCAAACGAUGUAGGGGACGAUGGUGUCUGUGCCGUCGCGAUUCGUUGCCCUGCUUUAACCAAGGUUUGUCUGCGUAGGCGGAGUCGAAUCGGGAACGUGGGAGUUGUGGAUCUCAUAAAAUCUUCCCAAAAUUUAUCGACUUUGGAUCUGGCAAAGUGUACUAAGAUCACGGAUGAAGCAUUAGAAGCCAUUGGAGCAGCGACUUCACUGCGAGUUCUCAACCUGCGAGGGUGUUCGUUGGUUACCGAUUGGGGUUUGGCUUCGUUAGCCACUGGAUCAACAUCCAGAACCCUAAAGAAAUUGGUUCUCACCGAGUGCGAUCAGAUUACAGAUCAUGGCGUUUCAUUACUGCAGCAAAUAUACUUCCUGGAGGAGUUGAACUUGGCGGAAUGUGGGCCGAGGGUGACUGAUAGAGGGGGUGUUGCCAUUGCCGCAAUUCGGACACUCCAGCGUUUGGAUUUCUCGUGGCUGAUCAACAUUUCGGACAUCACUCUUCUUGCGAUUGCACAGAACUGCCGGAAUCUGGUAGCGAUCGACGUGACGGGUUGUGAAAUGAUCACAGGAGCUGGGAUACGUUCCUUCUCGAACCUCAAAUCGUUGGAAGUUCUUGUGUUGGCUUCCUGUUACAAUGUGUGUGGUGAGGCUGUAGAGCAGACAGUGCUCGAAUGCCAGUCCUUGAAGUGCGUUGGGCUGGAUAGAGGAUUGAGAAUGUGGAUGCCGACGUCAAUGCAAGAGAAUUUAAGCAGGAUUUGUAGAUUAGAAUGGCGGUGAGGCACAUACAUUUUUCCCCCUUAGAUAAAGCUGCAACUCAGUUUUGUUUUAUAGAACCUGCGACUCAAUGCAAUUGCCAUGGUUACUUA